CUCUUUUUUCUCUGGGUCUGGGUCUGGGUCUGGGUCGGUUUCCCUUCUGAGACAAACCCAACUGCAAAAAUAUCCAUCUCAUAAAAACACAAAACGGGGACCCACCAUACAACAACAGAAAAAAGGAAAGAAAAAAAAAGAAAGAGAGAGAGCAUUUUUAACACCUGAGGAAGGCUAGAGAGAUACUCAGAGAAGUGCCGGAAAAUCUUCUCUCUGUUUCUUAUCAGUUGGGACUAUCCGAUCAGUUACUGCAAACUUUUGUGUUUGUGAAUCCCUUUGGUCUUUGUUUGGGUUCGAUCAGCCUAUUUCGGCACCCUGUCGGAGAAUAGGAGGCUCGAGGGUUCGGUGGUUUCGCAGAAUAUGAGUUCUCAGGUCCCAAAUGAGCGAAGGGAUAGGUCCAGGUUUCCUGCUCAGCCUCCUCAGCCCGCUCAGUCUGCUCGUCGAGAGUGGGUCCCAAGAGGAUCCAACCCUACCACUGCUGCCGUGAACCCACCUCCAAGCUUCAAUUCAAACAUCCCGAAUGGGAAUGUAGGACAGCCCAAUUAUAGCUCUGCUCCAUCAGAGAGUCGGCAGCAGCACAGAGGAAAUAAUGCUUCUAGAGGUCAUAUGGGUCGGCCAAUGAACCAUGGAAGGGAGAGGGGAAGGAGCGAGAAUCAGGAGGAGGUUAGAUUGAAGGACUCUAAUUUACCUCAGCUUGUGCAAGAAAUUCAGGAUAAAUUGACAAAGGGCACUGUUGAAUGCAUGAUAUGUUAUGAUAUGGUGAGGAGGUCUGCACCUGUUUGGUCUUGCUCAAGCUGUUACUCAAUUUUCCAUCUGAAUUGCAUCAAGAAAUGGGCUCGAGCUCCCACUUCUAUCGACAUGUCUGCAGGGAAGAAUCAGGGAUUUAAUUGGCGGUGUCCUGGAUGUCAGUACGUACAGCUUACAUCCUCGAAGGAGAUUCGUUAUGUUUGUUUUUGUGGUAAGAGGACAGACCCGCCUUCAGAUUUGUAUUUGACACCACAUUCAUGUGGUGAGCCUUGCGGGAAGCAACUUGAGAGGGAUGUCCCAGGCAGGGGUGUGAGUGAGGAUGAUCUUUGCCCUCAUGUUUGUGUCUUGCAGUGUCACCCGGGUCCAUGCCCUCCUUGUAAAGCAUUUGCCCCGCCACGUUUAUGCCCUUGUGGAAAGAAAGUAAUUACCACAAGAUGCUCAGACCGGACGUCUGUUCUAACUUGUGGCCAGCAUUGUAAUAAGCUUCUUGAUUGUUUGCGUCACCAUUGUGAGAGAACUUGCCAUGUGGGUCCUUGUGAUCCUUGCCAAGUUCUGGUUGAUGCUUCUUGCUUUUGCAAGAAAAAGGUGGAGGUUGUUCUUUGUGGAGACAUGACUGUGAAGGGGGAGGUGAAAGCAGAAGACGGUGUUUUUUCUUGCAGUUCCACUUGUGGAAAAAAGCUUACCUGUGGUAAUCAUGCCUGCGGUGAAGUUUGCCAUCCAGGCCCCUGUGGAGAGUGCAAUUUAAUGCCAACGAAGAUUAAGACAUGCCACUGUGGGAAAACAAGCUUGCAAGGGGAACGACAGAGUUGUUUGGAUCCAGUUCCAACUUGUUCACAAACAUGUGGCAAGUCCCUCCCUUGUGAGAUGCACCAGUGUCAAGAGGUAUGCCAUACUGGGGAUUGCCCACCUUGUUUGGUUAAAGUGAGCCAGAAAUGCCGUUGUGGAUCAACUUCUCGGACUGUGGAAUGCUUUAAGACCACAAUGGAGAUUGACAAGUUUACUUGUGAUAAGCCUUGUGGGCGGAAGAAGAAUUGUGGAAGGCACCGUUGCAGUGAGAGGUGCUGUCCUCUUUCUAAUUCGAAUAAUGUUCUCUCAGGGGAUUGGGAUCCUCACUUUUGCUCUAUGCCUUGUGGGAAGAAGUUAAGGUGUGGGCAGCAUUCUUGUGAAUCACUUUGCCACAGUGGCCACUGCCCUCCCUGCCUUGAUACAAUCUUCGCUGACUUAACCUGUGCAUGUGGGAGGACUUCAAUCCCUCCUCCAUUGCCAUGUGGUACACCUCCCCCAUCAUGUCAGCUCCCAUGUUCAGUCCCUCAGCCUUGUGGGCAUUCAUCUUCUCACAGCUGCCACUUUGGAGAAUGUCCACCUUGUUCAGUGCCUGUGGCAAAGGAGUGCAUCGGUGGGCAUGUCGUCCUCAGGAACAUUCCUUGUGGGUCGAGGGACAUCAAAUGUAACAAGCUCUGUGGGAAGACAAGGCAGUGUGGUAUGCAUGCUUGUGGCAGGACUUGUCACCCACCGCCUUGUGAUACUUCCUCUUCAGUGGAACCAGGUACAAAAACUUCUUGUGGACAGACAUGUGGUGCUCCUAGGAGAGAUUGCAGGCAUACAUGUACUGCACUAUGUCACCCGUAUGCUCCUUGUCCUGAUAACAGAUGUGAUUUCCCCGUCACAAUCACUUGUUCUUGUGGCCGGAUAACAGCAAAUGUUCCUUGUGACUCUGGUGGCAGCAAUGCUAGUUUCAAGGCUGAUACUGUGUAUGAAGCUUCUAUUAUCCAAAGGUUGCCAGCACCACUUCAACCAAUUGAAUCAACGACCAAGAAGAUCCCACUUGGACAGAGGAAAUUUAUGUGUGAUGAUGAAUGUGCUAAGUUGGAGCGGAAACGGGUUCUUGCAGAUGCUUUUGAUAUAGCUUCUCCAAACUUGGAUGCACUCCAUUUUGGUGAGAAUUCUGCUGUUUCUGAGUUGCUUUCAGACCUUUUUAGACGUGAUGCCAAGUGGGUAUUAUCUGUGGAGGAGAGAUGCAAGUACUUGGUGCUUGGCAAGAGCAGAGGUCCUACAAGUGGCCUCAGAGUUCAUGUUUUCUGUCCAAUGCUGAAGGAGAAGAGAGAUGUUGUUAGGAUGAUUGCUGAAAGAUGGAAGCUUGCAGUUCAAUCCGCUGGUUGGGAGCCCAAGCGAUUUAUUGUGGUUCAUGUUACGCCUAAAUCCAAAACCCCAGCUCGGGUGAUUGGGGUUAAGGGUACGACGACAGUGAAUGCACCCCAGCCUCCUGCUUUUGAUCAUUUAGUAGACAUGGAUCCCAGGCUUGUAGUUUCUUUCCCUGAUCUGCCGAGAGAUGCAGAUAUUAGUGCACUGGUCUUGAGGUUUGGUGGGGAAUGCGAGUUAGUCUGGUUGAAUGAUAAGAAUGCAUUAGCUGUAUUCAAUGAUCCUGCUCGAGCAGCAACCGCAAUGAGGAGGUUGGAUAAUGGUACACUAUAUCACGGGGCUAUUAACGUUCUCUCAAAUGGCAGUGCAUCUGUGGCAUCAUCGGGUUCUAAUGCUUGGGUUGGAUUGGGGACAGCUAAGGAAGGAGUGUCUACAGCGCUGAGGGGUAAUCCAUGGAAGAAGGCUGUCAUUAGGGAGCCUGGUUGGAGGGAAGAUUCAUGGGGUGAUGAAGAGUGGGCUGGUGGUUCCGCGGAUGUGCAGGCAUCUGUGUGGAAAAAAGAAGCUCCAAUCACUGCCUCACUAAAUCGAUGGAGUGUACUAGACAGUGAUGUAGCUUUGGGUUCAUCUUCUGUAUCUCCUAGCAUUGAGGACUCUGGAAAACAGUCUUUGGGUGGUUUAAAUCCGGCUUUGGAAUCAAAUGCAAGUGGUUCGACUUCAGGAGGGCAGCAGCAUGGAGGAAAUAUUGCAGAUACAUCUGAAGUGGUUGAUGACUGGGAGAAGGCUUAUGAAUAAAAGAUAGAAUGAAGCAAUUGAUCAAUAUUUUGAUAACUUUUAGUACCGGCGGAAGGGGGGUUGGUAGUAAAUCAAAUACCCUGGCUUUUUUAUUUUUUGUAUUUGGAUGAAUCGUUUUUUAGCCGAAACCCAAAGAGAUGUUCAGUUGGCUCCACAAUUUUAUCGUUGUCAUGAAAGUAUUCUUUUAUCCAUCUUAUUUGAAUGACUUUUUGGUUCAAAUAGAAUCCUUUUUGGAUUUUAGUUGGGCUGCCGUCAAAA
Prunus persica (peach) is the source of this 3936-nucleotide messenger RNA. Its product is annotated as NF-X1-type zinc finger protein NFXL1. Bases 361 to 3678 code for a protein of 1105 amino acids. NCBI's taxonomy places the organism in Eukaryota, Viridiplantae, Streptophyta, Magnoliopsida, Rosales, Rosaceae. The record is from RefSeq and is a predicted model, not a curated record. The transcript has 2 exons. Gene Ontology annotation, cellular component: nucleus. Gene Ontology annotation, molecular function: zinc ion binding; RNA polymerase II transcription regulatory region sequence-specific DNA binding; DNA-binding transcription factor activity, RNA polymerase II-specific. Gene Ontology annotation, biological process: regulation of DNA-templated transcription.